This is a messenger RNA of Manis pentadactyla (Chinese pangolin), 2554 nucleotides long. RefSeq names its product progestin and adipoQ receptor family member 4 (gene PAQR4). Gene Ontology annotation, cellular component: membrane. The coding region runs from base 973 to 1794 and encodes 273 amino acids. NCBI's taxonomy places the organism in Eukaryota, Metazoa, Chordata, Mammalia, Pholidota, Manidae. The record is from RefSeq and is a predicted model, not a curated record. The transcript is spliced from 3 exons. Gene Ontology annotation, molecular function: signaling receptor activity.
GGGCCUGUCUUAGGAUGUACCCCGGAGAGGACCGAUCUUUCUUUCCUGUGAGCGAGUUUGGCCGCGCCUGAGCUCCAAGAAGCCUGGCCCGAAGGCGUAGACCGAGGGCGCCGGGCGCACACCCGUAGACACUUGGGCAUCUUAAUGCGCCUAAAUGCGCUCCGGGGGAGUCGGGCCGGUGGAAGGAUCACCCCCAGAGGAGUUGCGUGCCGACUCUAGACCUGACCAGUACGAACGUCCCGGCCCGGCAGCACCUUGGACAGAGCUCGGGCUGCGUAGUGCUGUUGGGUGGCGGGGCAGGGCCCCAGAGUCAGGGAUUGCCCAAGGGUGCAUCGACCAGGGGUUCACGCGGAAAACCCGGGUGCUCACUACAGGAGGAUGCAAGGAGCCAGGGUCACUCCGGACGAGACUAGGGGACCCAGAAUGUCGGGUCCUAGCCAACAGUCACCCAUGCAAAUAAGGCUGGGGCCGCAUAUUUUAUGCUAAGAGCGUGAAGGCCUGGGCGGUCGCGGGGCGGAGCUUCCCUCUGGCCGCGCCCAUAGGCCCUCGCCGCGUGACUUCCCGAGUCCAGCGCGCGAAAUGCUGGCGGGAUGGCGGGGGCGAUAACCGGGGCGGAGCCUGGCGUCCCCACCCGCGUCCGGCCGCACCCGUCCUCCCGGCAGCUGAGGGACUAAAGACCGCUGCAGCCACCGCCGCCGCGAGCCGUCCCAGCGGCGCUCCUGCCCUAGAGAAGCCGAAAGCACUGCGCUCCUUCGCCCUGCGCGUCCCCAGCCUCCGCCCCGGCGCGGGGGCGCAGGGCUCGCGCGUGCGCAGCUCGGGAGGCGCGCCGGCCAGGACCCCCGGGCCGGCGCGUGCGCCGACUGGGCACUAGGCGGUGGGCGGGCGCGGGCAUGAGCCUCCGGGAGCCGUGGCCUCACUGAGGCGGCGACCCAGGAGCGAGGAGAACGCGGGCCGCCCGUGCCAGGCCGAGCCAUGGCAUUCCUGGCCGGGCCGCGCCUGCUGGACUGGGCCAGCUCGCCGCCGCACCUGCAGUUCAACAAGUUCGUGCUGACAGGCUACCGGCCGGCCAGCAGCGGCUCUGGCUGCCUGCGCAGCCUCUUCUACCUGCACAACGAGCUGGGCAACAUCUACACGCACGGCCUGGCCCUGCUGGGCUUCCUGGUGCUGCUGCCCAUGACCAUGCCCUGGGGUCAGCUGGGAAAUGAUGGCUGGCUGUGGGGCACACACUGUGUGGCCUGCCUGGCACCCCCUGCAGGCUCCGUGCUCUAUCACCUCUUCAUGUGCCACCGAGGGGGCAGCCCUGUAUACACCCGGCUCCUUGCCCUGGAUAUGUGUGGGGUCUGCCUCGUCAACACCCUCGGGGCCCUUCCUAUCAUCCACUGCACUCUGGCCUGCAGGCCCUGGCUGCGCCCAGCUGCCCUGGUGGGCUACACCAUGGUGUCGGGGGUGGCUGGCUGGCGGGCCCUCACUGCCCCUUCCACCAGUGCCCGGCUCCGUGCCUUUGGUUGGCAGGCUGGUGCCCGCCUCCUGGUGUUUGGGGCCCGGGGAGUAGGGCUAGGCUCUGGGGCUCCAGGCUCCCUGCCCUGCUACCUGCGCAUGGACGCACUGGCACUGCUUGGGGGGCUGGUGAAUGUGGCCCGCCUGCCAGAGCGUUGGGGACCUGGCCGCUUCGACUAUUGGGGUAACUCGCACCAGAUCAUGCACCUGCUCAGCGUGGGCUCCAUUCUCCAACUACACGCCGGGGUUGUGCCCGACCUGCUCUGGGCCGCACAUCACACCUGCCCCCUGGACUGAGCCACCUCCUGCCUGCCGUGUCAGUCUGCCCAGUCUUCUAGGGCCAACACCACCAUGCUUCCCUCCUGCUGGUCUGCAAGGUGCUGGCUCCCUGGAUGUUACCAGCAAACAGGACAUCCCAGCUGGGAGCCCUCGUCCGUCUGUCCAGUCUUCCCCUGUGACUGGCCUCUUCUACCCACACCUGAGAGCUCCAGCUUCCCCCCCCUGCCUUCUUCCACGGUACUUAUUGUGGAGGCUGGGAGGAAACCUUCCUCCCCUGGGCCUCAGAUUACCCUUUGUGACCUAUGAGGGUUGGGCCAGAGGAACUCUGGAGUCAUUCUUGCUCUGACAGUUGGAAUCCUGCCAGCCUAGAGCUGCCACCACCCCCUGUCCCUCCUCAGAACCCCCCAGAACGCACCCCAUGGGUGCCUGGCCCAGCCUCCAGCCCAUGCUACCUGACCUCCGUCUUUCUGCUGUGCACGCCAGCCUUCCCAGCAGCCUGAGGCUCGCCCACCCCUUCUCCCUUCCACCCACAGACUGCGGAGUGAGGGGUCUGAGCAAGCAGGACUUGCCUCUUGUCCCAGGACUGAGUAGCAGGAGGAACACCUGCUGCUGCUGCAUUUUCCAGGCAACACAGAGACGUGAAAAGCUGUGUGGCCCUGACCCAGGCCCCAUGGGACUGAGGGCCCCCUACCUUGAGAGCCUGGCUCUGAUGGCGGUGCGUGCCUGCUAAGGACACUUCUGCUCCACACAGUGUGUGGCUUCCAGCUCCCAACUGCUG